CUGUUCCACUGUCUCCCUUAGGAGAGAUGGCACCGGUCAGAGCAGGAUGCUGCCCCUUGCUGCUGCUGCUUCUGGGGCUGUGGGUGGCAGAGAUCCCAGUCAGUGCCAAGUCCAAGGACGUGACCUCAUCUCAGUGGUUUAAAACUCAGCAUGUGCAGCCCAGCCCUGAAGCAUGCUACUGAGCCAUGAGCAACAUCAGUAAGUACACAGAAUGGUGCAAAGACCUCAACACCUUCCUGCAUGAGCCCUUCUCCGGUGUGGCCACCACCUGCCAGACCCCCAACAUAGCCUGCAAGAAUCGCCAUAAAAACUGCCCCCAGAGCAGCGGGCCCGUGUCCCUGACCAUGUGUGAGCUCACUUCAGGGAAGUACCCAAACUGCAGGUACAAAAAGAAGCACCUGAACGCACCUUACAUAGUGGCCUGUGACCCUCCACAACAGGGUGACCCAGGGUACCCACUUGCUGUGCACUUGGAUAAAGUUGUCUAA
Macaca mulatta (Rhesus monkey) is the source of this 488-nucleotide messenger RNA. The record is from RefSeq and is a predicted model, not a curated record. NCBI's taxonomy places the organism in Eukaryota, Metazoa, Chordata, Mammalia, Primates, Cercopithecidae.